AUGUCCAUGCUGCCCACUUUUGGCUUCACCCAGGAGCAAGUGGCUUGCGUGUGUGAGGUGCUCCAGCAAGGGGGGAACAUCGAGAGGCUGGGCCGCUUCCUCUGGUCGCUGCCGGCUUGCGAGCACCUUCACAAGAACGAGAGCGUCCUGAAGGCCAAGGCCGUGGUGGCUUUCCACCGAGGCAACUUCCGCGAGCUCUACAAGAUCCUGGAGAGCCACCAGUUCUCGGCGCACAACCACCCCAAGCUGCAGCAGCUCUGGCUCAAGGCGCACUACAUCGAGGCCGAGAAGCUGCGGGGGCGACCCCUAGGGGCAGUCGGCAAGUACCGGGUCCGCCGCAAGUUCCCCUUGCCCCGCUCCAUCUGGGAUGGCGAGGAGACCAGCUAUUGCUUCAAGGAGAAGAGCCGGAGCGUCCUGCGGGAAUGGUACGCCCAUAACCCUUAUCCGUCCCCCAGGGAGAAGAGGGAACUGGCCGAGGCCACCGGGCUCACCACCACCCAAGUCAGCAACUGGUUCAAAAACCGGAGGCAGCGGGACCGGGCGGCGGAGGCCAAAGAAAGGGAAAACAAUGAAAAUUCCAGUUCCAAUGGCCACAAUCAACUUUCUUCCUCUCUCAAUGGCAAUAAGACAGUUUUGGGCAGUUCCGAAGAUGAGAAAACUCCUUCUGGCACCCCGGACCAUCAUUCCUCCUCCAGCCCUGCCUUACUUCUCAAUUCAAACCCAGGCUUACAGCCUCUCCACAGCUUGGGCCAUCCUCAGGGUCCUAGUGCCAUUCCAGUUCCCAGCGCGGACCCUCUGCAUCAUCACAGUUUGCAAGACUCCAUCCUCAACUCCAUGUCAUCAAAUCUGGUCGAUCUCGGCUCUUAAAAAUAUUUGCUAAACUUACCAUGCUCUCUGAACUCAGGCUCUCUCCAUCUGGGUUGUCCUCUUCUUAUUUUCCCCCCUUCCCCCCCCCCUACUUAAUUCCUCUGCUCCACAAACCAAGGAUCUGAAACCUUGGAAGGAUCUAUAAAAUGGAUCCGUUGUUUCACUUUGGAUCAAUUGCCGAGCAGCUGACUGUUACCUUAUCUGGAGCAUACUGUAAAUUCAGAAACGUUGUAAGCUGCCCAGUGACUUAAAUCUUAAGAGGAUGUGGUGAAACUCAAAAGUGGAGGACAAACAUUACUUAGGAUGGAGGAAGUGAAGGAGGGAUGGGGUGGAAGUUGGUGUAAGAGCUGUUCCUUUGACAGAAUGAAGGCCAGGAAUCUCAGCCCACACAAUCUCUUGUACGAGGGAUCCGGCCCACAGUUGGAUUUCAACUUCUUAACAUGCCUCUGUAAAUGUGCCUCAACCUGAUCUGCAGGGAUCAAUUCACGAAGCUAUUGAGAACUGAAGGGCUGAAGCCAAAGCUCCAUCAAUUGCAGCAGGAUAUUGGGAAGCAAUACUUCUUCCCUAUGGUUGCUCCCACCACCAACCAUGGUAUACUGCUUCUAAAUCUGGGAGGCUUUAGUAACUGGGCAGCGCUGAUAGUUUUAUCUGCCAUGAAUUUGUUAAACCUUAAAUCCAUUUUUAUUUUUUCUUGCUUGUGGCAGUAAUCACUUGUCCAUGUAAUCGCAGAAAUGUUAAUGAAAGACUCCUGUCCAAGGCAGACGCUUCUUCCCAGUCAGGCUGAGAGCAGGCUGCUGGGAUUUCUAACUCAGUGACAUCUGGAGGGGGCCACGGAGAGGCCACGCUACUUUCAUCAGAUGCAGAGGCUACUUCACAAAUUGAUGGUUCCACCAGGCUUACAGUGUACUGCACUUGGAAGUAAGGAAGCCAUUGGGACUCUUGCAAAGAAUGGGAUUGUUUGCUUAUUUCCGGGAUCAGAGUAAUAGGGCAACAUUUUGUUUUCAUCCCAGAGCCAAUCUCUUUCCUUUUUGGAGAAUUCAUCUAGCUUAUGGACAGUUUAUGAAAUGCCUUUUCUUGUAGGGCAGAAUCAAAGGGCCUGAUAGAGAAAAGUAAGAGUAUAACAUGGUGCAGUGGUUAGAGUAGAGGACUAGGACAGGGUGAGUCAGGUUCAGAUCCUUACCCAGGCAUGAAGCGCACUGGAUAACUUUGGGCCAGUCACACACUCUUAGCCAGCCUUCCUCGCAAGGUUGUUGUGAGGAUAACGUGGGAGUAUCCUAUAUGCUCCUUUUGAGGGUUUCGGGGACAAAUGAGAUAUAAAUGAUAUAAACAGAGAAGCCACACCUCUUAACUUAUUUGAAGAGAAAAAAACAUUUAUGAUCAUUGUACUAUAUGCCAAUGCUAGCUAUUCAAACGCUGUAAUUAGCCACCAGUUUAUAAAAAGCUGCUGGCUUCUAAGCAUGACCUCCUCCAGAUAAUACGACCCUCCCUUGUAAGCUGAUGCUAUGCAAAGCACAUGAACCCUGAUUGAAGGGAAGAGGGAAAUGGGCUCCUUUUGCCUUGUAUAUUUCCCUACCCCCACCCACCCCAAAUAUUUAGGUGGGGAGGACAAGGCAACAUCCACAAAUCACUCAAGCCAGAUAUCUUGCCUCUAUCUGAUCCAGUAGCUACACAAAGGUGAAACUUGGGUCAGCUACUUGACACUUACAAACAUCUUCCGCCUCAGUUCUUUCAUCUGCAACAUGGGAACAAGGGCGAUUUCCCCCAGAAGUUCCU
Thamnophis sirtalis is the source of this 2640-nucleotide messenger RNA. It is a transcript of the gene SIX2, whose product is annotated as SIX homeobox 2. The record is from RefSeq and is a predicted model, not a curated record. NCBI's taxonomy places the organism in Eukaryota, Metazoa, Chordata, Lepidosauria, Squamata, Natricidae. Gene Ontology annotation, cellular component: nucleus; transcription regulator complex. Gene Ontology annotation, molecular function: DNA-binding transcription factor activity, RNA polymerase II-specific; RNA polymerase II cis-regulatory region sequence-specific DNA binding. Gene Ontology annotation, biological process: regulation of transcription by RNA polymerase II.